GUUUGUAUAUAUGGACUGCGCAGCUUGCGCGACACUUUAGUACGUGACGAGAAGUGUUAAAUGUUAUUUCGACUGGUCUGUCGAAAACGAACGUUUUGAUAAGUCUUUGUAGAAUUUGAAAAGAAAAGCUCAGUGAAUUCAGUGCCAAUUGGAUCAGUGAUUUGUCAAGGAAUCGCGAGAAUAACAUCAAUUAGUCACCAAUGGGGAAAGAUUACUAUAAAAUAUUAGGCAUAAACAAAACUGCCACCGACGAUGAAAUUAAGAAAGCGUAUAGAAAGCUGGCAUUGAAAUAUCACCCUGACAAGAACAGGAGUGCUGGCGCGGAAGAAAAGUUUAAGGAAAUAGCGGAGGCUUAUGAGGUGCUUUCCGAUUCUAAGAAGAGAGAAGUCUACGACAAGUUUGGAGAAGAAGGUUUAAAAGGAGGAGUUGGAUCGGCAGGAGGAGGUGGAUCUGGUACAACGUACACUUUCCAUGGAGAUCCAAAAGCAACGUUUGCUCAAUUCUUUGGCACCGCUAGUCCCUUUCAAACCUUCUUUGAAUUUGGCCCUAUAAUAGGAGACCGAGAGUUCAGUUUCCAUAACGACGACAUGGACAUAGACGAUCCGCUUGGUUUGGGAAUGGGAUCCCAGCGUCAAGGUGGUCAAGGCGGCGCCUUUAGAUCCCAUUCGUUCAACUUUGUUGGAGCCACCUCUCCGAAAGGAAGUGGCAAAGAUCGUGCUCAGGAUCCUGCUAUAGAGCAUGAUUUAUGCAUCACUUUGGAGGAGAUUCUGCGCGGCUGUACAAAGAAAAUGAAAAUCUCAAGGAAGGUUGUACAACCAGAUGGCAGUAUAAGAAAAGAAGACAAGGUUCUUACGAUUAAUGUGAAACCAGGGUGGAAGGCUGGUACUAAGAUCACCUUCCAAAAGGAAGGAGACCAAGGCCGUGGAAAAGUUCCAGCAGAUAUUGUUUUCAUCAUCAGAGAUAAGCCUCAUCCUCUGUUUAGAAGAGAAGGCAGCGAUAUAAGAUACACUUGCAAGAUGAGUUUAAAGCAAGCUUUGUGUGGUACUGUCAUCGAAGUUCCUACGCUUACCGGCGAAAAAAUUACGUUAAAUCUGACGAAAGAAAUCGUUAAACCCAAUUUGGUAAAGAGGAUUCAAGGUCAGGGUUUACCAUUCCCAAAAGAACCAUCAAGGAAAGGUGAUCUUCUCGUUUCAUUCGACAUUAAAUUCCCUGAAACAUUAUCGCCAAGUGCUAAGGACAUACUAUACGAUACUCUGCCAAAUUGAACAUGAAAAGGAAACGAUACUAUAUUAUGGAUAAUUGUCAUCGCAACGACAGUCCUCUAAUCGUCCCAAUUGACGAGAGUAAACACUCGUGUACGUUCUAGUACAUAAUAUACGUGGUUAGAGAGCUGUGAAUAAUAAUUGUUGAGGCGAAGCAAAUAAUAAUUUUAUCUCAUAGUUAGGAAAAAUGUGAUUUUCACAUUAGUCGGAUGUAAAAAUCAAUUUUUUGAUUUGAAUUUUGGCAGAUCUUAUUUCGUUGUAAUUUAAAACGAAACGGGAAAAGGAAGAGGAGAAACGCGUUGGUUUUCUAGUACAACAAUUGAAUGUACUUUGCCUCUACAUGCGGGAAGAACGAUCCUAAAUACUGACUAAGAUUAAAUGAAUUACAUUAAGUUAUGCGAUUUAACGAUAAGAGACUGUUGAUGUACAACUCUGCGAAUGCGGUUUCAUUAUUAUUUUAUUCAUUAUGUACAUUCAAAGUAUCUAUUCUGUAUGCAUCACGAGUAAAUGAGCGUAUGCUUGUCGUCAUAUGCGUAGUAUACAAAUUGUGUAUGCCUGAUUAUGAACGAGUGAUAAUUUUGUGUUAAAACGCACGACAAAUUAAGCCACCAUCGUUAUCUUCAACUUGAAUCUAUUCAACGUUAUCUUACUUUCUCAUCCAUGUAUCGCAACUCGUUUGUAUUUUCAUUUCAUUUCUACAAAAAUAUAAAUGUAUAUGUAACACUGGCUUAGAAGAACUCGUAAAUUCUAUUAUUAUUGUCUACUUUUACAGCGAUGAGUGGCACAUUUUGUCACGCGAACGCAGACAUGUGUGUGCGUGUAUAAACAAGUAAUUAUUUGUAAUAUCGAGCUGAUUGUUUUCUUAUGUCACGCGUCUUCCUAAGUUUAAUGGUUGGUUAAUUAUUUGUACGCUAAAAUAAUAUCGAUACAUUUAAGUUACA
Hylaeus volcanicus is the source of this 2203-nucleotide messenger RNA. Its product is annotated as dnaJ protein homolog 1-like. Gene Ontology annotation, molecular function: protein-folding chaperone binding. Bases 201 to 1265 code for a protein of 354 amino acids. The transcript is spliced from 2 exons. Gene Ontology annotation, cellular component: cytosol. The record is from RefSeq and is a predicted model, not a curated record. Gene Ontology annotation, biological process: negative regulation of transcription by RNA polymerase II. Lineage: Eukaryota; Metazoa; Arthropoda; Insecta; Hymenoptera; Colletidae.